Molecule: messenger RNA, 1161 nt
Organism: Pungitius pungitius (ninespine stickleback)
Lineage: Eukaryota; Metazoa; Chordata; Actinopteri; Perciformes; Gasterosteidae
Product: interferon alpha/beta receptor 2-like
Exons: 5
Coding region: 159-689 (176 amino acids)
Biological process (GO): cytokine-mediated signaling pathway
Cellular component (GO): plasma membrane
Molecular function (GO): protein binding; cytokine receptor activity
Source: RefSeq, a predicted model, not a curated record
CCAGCCCAUUAUGUUUCGUAUUCCGCUUUGGGGGGAUUACCCAUACAGCCAUGGGUUGGCUUCCAAUGCUGAACUUGGUGGAUAAACGUGGGAUCUUAGGACAGGAAGCAGGUCCUAAGAGGAGCUGAUGGCAGUGAAGCAGAGAUGCUGUGGCUGUCAUGACGUCUCUCCUCUGGAUGCUGGUGUGGCUGCCUCAGGCCCUACUAGCAAUGAGUGAACUCCCAAAGCCCAUCAAUGACAUCCUAAACUCAAGCCAUUUCAUCCACAUCCUGACAUGGGAGCCUGGACCAGGAACACCACCGGGAGUCCACUACAAUGUCACAGUGAGCACAGAAACGGGAGCUUCCUGGGUGCCAGUGUUCGGCUGUGAGAAGGUGCAGCAUCCACUGGUGUGCAACCUAACCGAGGCCUUCUCUGACCCCACCAAGGUGUACCUUAGCAGGAUUAGAGUACUGCUGGAUGCACAGGAAUCGCAACCAGUCAGUCAACCGGAAUUUAAACCCAUCACAGAUACUCUCCUGGAUCUGCCGCUACUGAAUGUUACACCAUGUGGCCAAGAUUUGUGUGUGGAACUACAUCCUCCCAUGGAGCGCCUGAGGGACAUCUAUGAUUCUCUCAAUUACAAAUUUCGGAUUAUGAGCAAAAAUACAGACAGUGUAAGAAUUUUCCAAAGGCAUUAUUUGAUCUGACAGCUUGAAGCAAAUUUGUGGAGAUUAGUGGAUAAUGUCCUUGUGAGAAAUCAAAACUAUCUUAAGCUCGUUCUUGAUUAAGUGACAAGUUUUCUGGUGUAAAGAGAAGCUUUAAUACACAUCAAAGAUGUCCAAUCAGAAGAAAAUCACAAAGGAACUGGAGCAGGAAACAGAUGUUGAAGGAAUACACAUUUCGACCCCCUGCUCAAUGUAACCAUAAGCACUCAUGUAUGACAGACAGAUAGACGAAUGGAUCAAUUAAGAACACAUGUAUUUAGUUGUGGAAACACUGUGCCAUUUUCAGUCCAGGAAAAAGGUCACAGGGUUACAGGGUUAAGGUUAGGGUUCAUGGGAGACCUCACAGAGCGCCUGAGGGUACUCACUGUGUGCAUAAUUAAAUACAAAAAGUCCAGUUUGAGAAACACAUGGAACAGAGUGGAAGCAGUGUGCCAGUAGAGGUGCCCGAGGAGCA